Messenger RNA from Bufo gargarizans (Asiatic toad), 927 nucleotides. RefSeq names its product hydroxycarboxylic acid receptor 2-like. Gene Ontology annotation, molecular function: leukotriene receptor activity. The record is from RefSeq and is a predicted model, not a curated record. Gene Ontology annotation, cellular component: membrane. Bases 1 to 927 code for a protein of 308 amino acids. Gene Ontology annotation, biological process: G protein-coupled receptor signaling pathway. Lineage: Eukaryota; Metazoa; Chordata; Amphibia; Anura; Bufonidae. The transcript has a single exon.
AUGAAUAGCAGCUGCUGUGCUUUCGUGGAACCCAUCCUGGACUCUGCUCUUCCUUCCAUGCUUCUCUUGGUGGUCAUUUUUGGCGUAAUUUGCAAUUCUCUUGGGCUCUGGAUGAUUUGCUUAGAGGUAAAGUCUUGGAAACCAAACUCUGUAUAUCUGCUGAGCCUAACUUUGGCAGACUUUGUGGUUCUUUUAUGUGUGCUGUUCCGUGCAGACUAUUACAUCCGUCAAGAAAACUGGAUCUAUGGAGAUAUCCCAUGCAGACUAUUGCUAUACAUCCUUGCUGCUGCCAGAGCUGCCGGCAUGAUUUUCUUAUCACUCAUUGCACUCACUCGCUAUUGUCGGAUCCUUUUCCCAUUCUCCAAAGUGAAUAAUAUUACGGUGAAGCAGGCGACCUGUAUCUGCAUUGCCCUGUGGGUGUCUAUGUUCACACUGCAUUCCUACAUACUAACAAGUCCACGCUUUUUCUACUUGCACAACACAACACAGUGUGAAAGCUUUAAUAUAUGCCCACAGUCCCCAAUGUCCUGGCAGGAUGCAUUCUAUAUAUCAUUGUCUUCUCUGUCUCUGCUAACUAUUUCAUACUGCACAAUCCGCAUAGCUUUUCACUUAAAGGACAAUGCCAUUGAUACAAAUGGAAAGGUAGGCAGAGCCAUGAGGUUCCUGAUAUUAAUCACAGCCAUAUUCGUUGUGUGUUACCUGCCCAGUGCUUCUAUCAGAGUUGCCAUCUGGGUACUGAAGACCAUGAAGUAUGAAGACUGUGCACACUUCCGAGAUGCAAACCUUGGAUUCUAUCUUACCAUUUGCCUUACUUACCUCUACAGUGUGCUCAAUCCUGCAUUAUAUUAUUUUUCAAGCCCAUCUUCACAUAAGUUAUUACCAUGCCUGUGUAAAGAAAAUCUGUUCAGGGAAAGUGAGGCACAGUAG